This is a messenger RNA of Megachile rotundata (alfalfa leafcutting bee), 4115 nucleotides long. Its product is annotated as threonylcarbamoyladenosine tRNA methylthiotransferase. Gene Ontology annotation, biological process: tRNA methylthiolation. Lineage: Eukaryota; Metazoa; Arthropoda; Insecta; Hymenoptera; Megachilidae. Gene Ontology annotation, cellular component: endoplasmic reticulum. Gene Ontology annotation, molecular function: tRNA (N(6)-L-threonylcarbamoyladenosine(37)-C(2))-methylthiotransferase activity; 4 iron, 4 sulfur cluster binding. The record is from RefSeq and is a predicted model, not a curated record.
AAUAUUCAGUGUCAGUAGUUCCACUGUUCACCGCUAGAAAAAUACUUGAUUUUCACGUGUGUAGUAUAACCUAUAAAGUACACUAAAUACUUGUUUUUAAUAUUCCAACGUUCAAAAUCUCUAAUAAAAAUGCUUCUCACUCUGCUAUGUUAAUAUAACAUAGAAAUAAAGUUGCAAUAAAGUAGUUAAAUAAGUUGAAGUAGAAGUUUAACCUAAAAUCUUAUGGGACUACAUUUGUAAACAAUGUCAGCCCCAUGCCAGGAUAUCAUAGAGGAUAUAGAGGAUCUAAUAUCCUCACAGGAUAUUACACCCAAAGAACGUUAUAGUUCAAGGAAAAAUAUCACUGUGCGUUCGAAACGCAAUCAGUUACGUGAGGAGCUGCCACAGCCUCCGGUCUUCAACAGUAUUGUACCAGGAACACAGACAAUUUAUGUGAAAACAUGGGGAUGCACUCAUAAUAGUUCUGACAGUGAAUAUAUGGCAGGACAGCUUGCUGCCUAUGGUUAUAGAUUGACAGAAGACAAAAGCAAAGCAGACUUAUGGUUGCUAAAUUCUUGCACAGUGAAGAGUCCUGCUGAAGAUCAUUUUAGGAAUGAGAUUGAAGCUGGGAGAAAGCAGGGGAAACAUAUUGUAGUUGCUGGAUGCGUACCACAAGGUGCUCCCAAGUCAUCCUUCCUGCAAGGGUUGAGCAUGAUCGGUGUGCAGCAGAUCGACCGUGUGGUAGAAGUGGUAGAAGAAACCUUGAAGGGAAAUUCAGUUCGCUUUUUACAACAGAAGAAGGAAGCAGGGAAAAAGAUUGGUGGUGCUUCCCUGAGUUUGCCAAAAGUUAGGAGAAAUCCACUGAUUGAGAUCAUAGCCAUCAACACAGGCUGCCUAAACCAAUGCACUUACUGUAAAACCAAACAUGCAAGAGGAGAAUUAGGAAGUUACCCUCCUGAAGAGAUAGUUGAAAGAGCAAAGCAGGCAUUUGAGGAGGGAGUUUGUGAGUUGUGGCUAACAUCUGAGGACACUGGUACCUAUGGCAGAGAUAUUGGCACAAGUUUACCAGAAUUGUUGUGGAAACUGAUAGAAGUAGUGCCUGAUGGUUGCAUGAUUCGCGUUGGAAUGACCAAUCCUCCUUACAUUCUGGAACACCUGGAGGAAAUGAGCAAGAUUCUACGACACCCGAAGGUGUACAGCUUCCUCCAUGUUCCGGUGCAGUCUGGUAGUGAUCAAGUAUUGGCGGACAUGAAACGCGAAUACACUUGCGCUGAUUUCGAGAUGGUUGUGAACUUUCUUCGAGAACGUGUUCCAGGAUUGACCAUCGCAACUGACAUCAUUUGUGGCUUUCCAACAGAGACAGAGAAGGAUUUUGAAGAGACAAUGAAGCUUUGCGAGAAGUAUAAGUUUCCGAGUCUGUUCAUCAACCAGUUCUUUCCUCGACCGGGUACACCCGCUGCUAGAAUGCAGAAAGUACCCACACAGGAUGUGAAGAAGAGGACGAAAAGAUUAUCCGAAUUCUUUCAGUCUUAUUCCCCGUAUGAUAACAGAGUGGGUCUGAUACAAGAUGUGCUGGUAACAGAAGUAUCGCACGAUAAGAAACAUUACGUUGCUCACAAUAAGUUCUAUGAGCAGGUUCUGGUGCCUUUGAAAGAGGAGUACUUAGGGAAGAUGAUUAAAGUUAAAAUCGUUGAGACAACAAAGUAUUCCAUGAAGGGAGAACCGAUAAGUGAAGGAGUGUCACCGUCGGUAAAACAGUGUUUAGCCAAAGGAACUGUAUCUGGUAUACCGAUCGAGAUGAAACCAUCCAAGUACAGGAUAGCUGCGAUUCUCACAAUUUUUGUGGCAGUCAUUUGUCGACUGUUGUGGAAAUUUUUAAUGGUUUAAUUUACUGACGAGUUAGGUGUUAAAUAAAUACAACAGUUUUAUAUUAAAAGUAAAACGUAUUUAAUUCUUUAUCUUCACAUUCUUAGACUAUAAGCAUGUUGGAAGUAACAAACUUAUACACUUUUUUUUUUCGUUUUUCCUUUUUUUUUUUACAAAGAACGUAAUUUUUUAAAUUGACAGAAGAUCAUUGUUUUAUGAAAAUAACAAAUGUGUAUCUCAAAACGUAUACCUAAUUCGCACCGCAUAUAAUAGUUACUAAAAUAUCUAGUACGCAAUACUGAAACUUUAGCGAGAAAACCGUGUCGAAGGUUUUGGUAUCUUCUACAUACUAUUUUCUUAUCGUACUUCCAUCGGAAGUACAAUUAUAGGCACAAUGGUAAUAAGUCUAACUGCUAUACAAAACAUGGUCGGACAUAUUUCUAUAAUUUAUGUGGGAUGGGAUAGUUUAGGAGCACUCGAGACACUAGCUAAACGUUUAUACCACAAACCAAAAUGCAAGAAAACAAGUAGUCCUAUUCGUAUCGCAUUCGCGUAUCUUCAUAAAUUUACAAUAUCUUCCUAGAUGUAUAGGUAAAAUUUUUGUAAUGGAAAUACACAAAACAGGAUUUAAAUAAUACACUUGUGAGGGAGAUUACAAACAAUACAAUGUUAAAAUUUUAGAGUAAUAGAAACUAAAGUAUAAAAAAUAAACAUAAAUUUAAAACUUUGUGAUAGACUUUAAAAAAAUGGCACAUCAAAGUGGCGUACUAGGAUACUAAAAUAUCUUAAGGAAGAUGAGAUAAAACAGAAGCUUUUUUUCAAUUUCAAUUUGCAACAAUUGUAGAUUUUCUACUUUACAAAAUAGAUCCUUCUUUAAUUGUAGUUUUAGAUCUUUCCAACUCUACAAUUUAAAUUAUUUACAUUUGCUAAACCUCAUCUUACUUUUACAACAGACAUCUUUAUACAUAAAAGAAACAAUGUUGCGCACAACAAAUACAGGGUCUUAUUUUUAAAAACUGCAAGUGGACAUUGUAAAAAUUUAUCUUUAGUUAAAAAAUUAUAAUUCGUUGUAUAAAAAGUGGCAAGAUAUUCGAAUCACCAGUGUGGUGUAAAUUUUGUGCCUUAAACAGUUUACAUCGUGUUAAGAGGCACACUAAAAUUUUUUUCAAAAAAUUCUGUUUAAAAUUUAGUACAUAAAACGUUCGACAUAGAAAUUAUAUAUUAAAUAUAGUAAUUCUAUAAUACUGCAAUUUUCUGCAGACACGUACAAAUUCGAAUAAAAAACAUUUGUUCAAUUAAAUUAUUAAAUUUAAUCGGUUACGAAUUAGGGAAUAGGUUUUGAUUACAUAUUCUCGAUAAAUUUGGUACUGUUAACAUAUAAUCUAUAAUUUACAUAAACAUAUAAUUCUAAAUAUAAAAAUACUUAACGCGCAAUGCUAUUUAACGAGGAACUACUUGUUUCUUGCAUUUCUCAUUUCUUACAUUUUAUAAAUAAACGUUCACUCAUUGACAUCUCGAGUUACUAUGAACCGUUUCAUUCUGUAUUAACCCUUUCUUCCUAAAUAUUAUUCAGAAAAUAGACCCGCAAAUAUAUGCUUCUAUUGUACAAAAAUAUAUAUCUAUUUUAUUUCUUCGAAAUAUUCUUUUACAUUUCUUUUUGUAAUUUCUAUGAACAAUUGCGGCACUUGUUUGAGGUUAGGAAAGUUGCUAUGUUAUCGACAAUAUCAUUGAUAUACCGUUGAUUAACAUGUAAUUUUAUUACUCAAACCUAUCUAUUCUCGUCCAAACUUCCAAUCAUGGUACAUAAAUUUAUAAUUCUUGGUUAUGUCAAAAAUUUGAACGAGGAGAAACAGAUUUGAAUUAUAGAAUUAUGUGUCAGGUUAAGUUAUAUCUUGUGUAAUAUUGAGAUGAAUAAAUAUAUUUAAAUGACAAUAUUAAAUAUUAUAUUCUACCUUAAAACGAUAUCUCAAAGAUAUUACCGAUAAAAUAUCGACAACCGAUCCUUACAAGAGCUACUGUAACGGUGUUCGGUAAAAAAGGGUUAACAUUCACGCAGUAUAUUUGUACUUAAAACACUUUUUGAUUAAUAAUUGCCAAGAUAAUCUCUUCCUUAAAACGUUAAAAAACGAUGGCACAAAGAACCAAAGUGGCGUACUAGAGCACUAAAAACAUUGGUAAAAAAUAAAGUAUGGCUCCCAAAAAGGGGUAAACGUAGAGAGAAAAUGAGAAGCGUUUGAUUUCGGUUAUCACUAAUUUACCAAAAAAAAAAA